CCGCCUCCCCCCAGCCUGUGGCAGGAGCGUUUGGCGCAGAGGGUCUGGCAGUCCCUCCCCUCCAUUUGAGGCUGGCCGGGGGUGGAGAGCCGCUCGGCUCUGUGUGCAUUCCUUCCUGGAGGCCAUGCCCUGUUCCUACUCCUCUCUGCCCUUCUCCGCCUUCUUUUCCUCUGCGCUCUCCUGCUCAAGCUGCUAUUUGCUUUCCACACUCAGGAAAGCAAAUCCAAAAAGGAAAGGACUUCCCGGCCCCGCCGGUCAUCUAUGGCUUGUCCAGUCAGUGCCUGCUGCUGUCGACAAGCUUCUGCCUCAUCCUUGUUCUGUUAACUCCGACCCCACCCCCUGUCUGGAACUUGGCCAGCUUGGAUCUCCACCCCGCCACCUUCCUGCUGAGCAGCUGAGAAGCCAGAAUGAAGCAAGGCACAGUUGGGUACCUGCUGGCGGCUGCCCUCUUCUGCUGCACCCAGGCCAGGUCCUCUCCCAGGCAGCCACCAGCAGGAGCGGUGCCCUUUGAGGAAGUCUGGAGUCGCAGCUACUGCCAUGCCAGGGAGACGUUGGUGGAUGUCCACAGCGAAUUCCCCCACGAAAUUGAGCACAUCUUCAAGCCCCCAUGCGUCCCCCUGUGGCGGUGCGCCGGCUGCUGUGGGGACGAGAGCCUGGAGUGCGUUGCUGUGAAGACCCGCACCAUUGGCCUGGAGGUGCUGCGGGUGAGUCCCCUCUCGGGCACGACACGGCAGGAAGAGCUGACCUUCACGGAGCACAUGCAGUGUGUCUGCCGGUCUCGGCGAAAACGCUUGAAGAGCGAGAAGAACCCCCGGAUGGGAGCCAAGAGGAAGCCGCGAGAGCCAAGCCCCCCCUUCUCCCCCCCACUCCUGCCAGAAAGUUGGAGUGGGGACCCUGUGUCUGUGUGCCACAGCUGCAGUGGGGCCUGGGGUCCCCUGAGUCCCCGGCCACGUGCCUCAGCUUUGGAUUUCUCUAAUGCUGGGCAAAUUCCUUUGACAGCUGCAAGCUUUCCACGGGCAGACGCAGUGCUGUGA
Molecule: messenger RNA, 1034 nt
Organism: Python bivittatus (Burmese python)
Lineage: Eukaryota; Metazoa; Chordata; Lepidosauria; Squamata; Pythonidae
Source: RefSeq, a predicted model, not a curated record